AUGGCAGUACAGACAGCGCAAGGGCUCACGCCCGAACAGGUCGCAUUCUUCAACGAGAAUGGCUAUCUGCUGAUACCAGAGGCACUUUCUCAAGAUACUGUGAAGCUGUUGCUGGAAGAUAUAAAUACGAUGUUGAACGAAUUUUCGCUGGACGACCAUCCUAUGACAAAGUUCUCGACGGGUGGUGACGAUGGUGCAGACCAUGUAGGCGAUUCAUAUUUCCUUGAAUCUGGAGACAAGGCACGGUUUUUCUUUGAAGAGGAUGCCUUUGAUAAGUCCGGGAACUUGACCAAACCCAAACAUCUCGCUAUCAACAAGAUCGGACACUAUCUCCACGAGUUAUCGCCUUCUUUUUGCGCCAUUUCACUGUCAGAGCGCAACGCUGCCAUCGCGAAGUCCCUUUCAUUCCGCGACCCACGCUACCGCCACAUCAAGAUAGCACGUUCUUGUAUACCGAUCCACCAAGUGCAGUCGGCUUCUGGUAUGCGCUAG
Messenger RNA from Plenodomus lingam JN3, 492 nucleotides. Lineage: Eukaryota; Fungi; Ascomycota; Dothideomycetes; Pleosporales; Leptosphaeriaceae. The record is from RefSeq and is a predicted model, not a curated record.